Molecule: messenger RNA, 1516 nt
Organism: Boleophthalmus pectinirostris (great blue-spotted mudskipper)
Lineage: Eukaryota; Metazoa; Chordata; Actinopteri; Gobiiformes; Gobiidae
Gene: aqp9b
Product: aquaporin 9b
Exons: 6
Biological process (GO): water transport; glycerol transmembrane transport
Cellular component (GO): plasma membrane; basolateral plasma membrane
Molecular function (GO): glycerol channel activity; urea transmembrane transporter activity; water channel activity
Source: RefSeq, a predicted model, not a curated record
CCCUGGUGCAGUUUGUUGCUGCUCACUUGAAUCCUCAAAGACAACUUAUUUUUCUACGAUUUAUAUUGACGGAAAGUGCCUACAUGCGUCUUGCCAAUCCUCACCCGGACCAGUGGCAUCUGUAGCAUACUUCUGAAGGCUGGUACAGAGCGGACCCCUAGUGGUCGUGGAGAGGAUAACGCGCGUCCUAACGUGGCUGUGCGCCCAGAUACUCGGCCGAGAGCGGAAGAAAGAGGCGGCAACCUACAACUAGUCUCCACUAUCUCACACUGCUCAGACUCUGCUGUUCGGGACACACAUCAAAUCUAAGCCUGCGGUGACAAAUAAAAUCAUGGAAGACGAGAACAAGAAGAGGAUGAAGGAGAAAUUUGGACUGAGGCGGGAUAUCUUUAAAGAGUUCCUGGCUGAGUUUCUGGGGAUAUUUGUCUUGAUACUUUUCGGAUGUGGUUCAGUGGCCCAGACCGUGCUGAGUAAAGGGGCUCUGGGGGAGCCCUUGACCAUCCACAUUGGCUUCACUCUGGGAGUCAUGAUGGCUGUUUACAUGGCCGGAGGAGUGUCAGGAGGUCAUGUAAAUCCCGCUGUUUCUCUGGCCAUGGUGAUCCUGGGGAAACUUUCUGUCAAGAAGUUCCCUAUUUAUGUGGCAGCCCAGUUCCUUGGAGCAUUUGUCGGAUCCUGUGCUGUCUUUGGGCUCUACUAUGGCAAGUACUUCACACAGACAUUGCUUUUUCUCAAGUUAUGCAUUCUAUAUUGACUGAUAAAUUGCACAGAUGCUCUGAUGGAGUACACCAAUGGAGAAUUCAUGGUUACUGGUCCAAAUGCUACAGCCAACAUAUUUGCUUCAUAUCCAGCGAAACAUCUGUCAGUCCUUAAUGGAUUUAUUGAUCAGGUGAUUGGAACUGCAGCACUGAUCCUCUGUAUCUUGGCCAUCACUGACAAGAGGAAUAUUGGGGCUCCUAAAGGCAUGGAGCCCCUGUGCAUUGGCUUGGCCAUUACUGCCAUUGCGGUGUCUAUGGGUCUGAACUGUGGUUAUCCCAUCAACCCUGCGCGAGACCUGGGCCCACGGUUCUUUACUGCUGUGGCCGGCUGGGGCAUGGAUGUGUUCAGGGCUGGGGGCUGCUGGUGGUGGAUUCCAGUGGCGGGGCCUAUGGUGGGUGGAGCUGUGGGAGCUGGAGUUUACUUCCUGUGUGUGGAGCUGCAUCACCCUGAACCUGAGAAACAGGCUGAGAACAACAUCCCUGACAAGUAUGAGAUGGUCACCAUGAGUUAGGCCCUGGAAAACACAGCAAGCAACAAGCAUAAGACAAAAGUCCAGAUAAGAGCAAAGAGAGGUUCCUUUCCAGUCUUGGUUAAGACUGUGAUAAAGCACUACUUGAACAAUGUUUUUAGCUAUUUAUAAAAACAAUAUAUAUAUUUUUAAUAAUAGUUAUGGUCCUAUGUUAUUGUUUUUGUAACUGUAUUUCCAAAUGACUCCACUGCACUUUUUCUUUUACAUGUUUUGCCUGAAUAUUACAGUUAU